GCUGCAGAGCGGGGACGAGCCUUCAACAGCAGCCUCUUAUUUCUCCCUACAGUAACCCUGUAACGCACACGGACAGUCAUGUGACGGUCAUAUAGUACAACUCAGCAAGCGCUCAGUCCAGUCUGAACGCUGCUGCUGCUGCAUGGCGAGUCUCAAGGGCAAAACCUGCUCAGGCAACAGACUGCCCCGUCGGAUGCAACGGAUAAAAAUAUUACUCCCCGCGCCUUUUGCAUUGGGAUUACAUUUGCUUUGAGAGAACAAGACAUACUGUAUCCUGGCUGGAGACCUUGGAUUGUAAGAGUGUUUCCCAGACGCUUACUUUUUCCACCCUCAGAGUGAACGGCAGGUGUUUCACUAUCUCACCCGAGUGGGAGGUGUGGCCUUGGUGACCUGGGUUUGUUUGGCCUAACUUUCCCAGCAGUACAAGGAAUAAUUCUCUUACUAAUCAUCCUAAACACAGACUCCGAGUCCAACAAGGAGACAGCCGUUUGGCACUAUCCAGGGAUGGUAGAUAACUCCCCAGUUAGCGAGGGGACUUUUCUUCCUUACAGUGGGUCUCCAUCCGCCUACCGGCUGUCAGACAUGGUGACAGACCUGGGCUCCUACCAGGUGACGCCGUCACCAUUUUCAGAGGAUGACUUGAGUGAGUCGUCCAGCCCUCGUUCCUGUUCCAGCCCAGACUCCCAGGUGCUCAGCUCCAGCUACGGCAGCAACUCUAGUGCUGAGAGCCAGGACAGCAUCCUGGAUCACCUGCUGUCCCAGGCCUCUUUAGGAGGUGUCAGCAGUGUGCCGGCAGGGUCUGUGGCACCUAUACCAUUAUCCACUUUCCUCUGGGAAUCACGGAGGGAUGAGCCCUCCAAACGUGAGCCAAUAAAGGAAGAAAAUUUUGACUUCCUCACCUGGUCCAAUGUGGAGACAGAGGAACAACUUGGAGGGUCCUUUCAGCCCACACUGGAAGAGAUCGAAGAAUUCCUGGAGGAGAAUAUGGAGGUGGUAACGAUGAAGCAGGAGAUCCGAGAGGGUUGUCUGGGGUUGGGAGUGGGACUGGAGGAGGCUCUUGGUCUAGAAGUUGGCCUGGAGUGGUGCAGGGAGGCCUCCCAUGAACCUAAGCUAGAGCCAGAGGCCAAGUGUUUAGACCAAACUGUCCCCACCGCCAGCACUGCUGGCCUGGCCACUGCUGCCUCCAGUGAGACCAAAACUACAUCAGUUAACCCCACACAUGAAUCCAGCACAGGGGCCAAGAAGGCAUCAGCAGACAGUGGCACAAACAGUAGUGGGAUGCCGGUCAUCCUACAGAUUCAACCCCUUCAGAUCAAGCAGGAGCCCACAGUAGCUCCUCUUACCUCAGUAGCCCAGCCCCAACAGCCUGCCCCAGCCUCAGACAUUAAAAUUGCGCAGCUACUGGUCAACAUCCAAGGUCAGACCUUUGCUCUGGUGCCCCACAUCCUGCCCUCCCCCAGCCUUAACGUCUCCUCUAAGUUUGUACGCAUUGCUCCUGUCCCAAUUGCUGCCAAGCCUCUUGGGCUUGAGGAGAGCUCAGCCAGCCAGGGAUCAGGGAUUCUUGUUGGAGGUCAAAAGUUCCAGAAGAACCCGGUGGCGGAUCUUAUCAAAAUGCACAAAUGCACUUUUCCUGGCUGCUCCAAGAUGUACACCAAGAGCAGCCACCUGAAGGCCCACCUGAGGAGGCACACGGGGGAGAAGCCUUUCGCCUGCAACUGGCAGGGCUGUGGAUGGAGGUUUUCACGAUCGGACGAGCUGUCUCGACACCGACGGUCCCACUCGGGUGUCAAGCCCUACCAGUGUCCAGUGUGUGAGAAGAAGUUCGCCCGCAGUGACCACCUGUCAAAACACAUCAAAGUCCACCGUUUUCCACGAAGCAGUCGGACAGUUCGCUCAGCAAACUGACGCCCCGCUCGGAUCACUCGUAUCACUGGGAAUGCUGACAUCACUAUCAGACAUAGGCCGUGGGAGCAAGGUGUGAGUGUGAACGUAAGGGUGUGUGCACAAAUGUUUGCGCUUUCAUCAAGCAAAUUCAAAUUUGCUUGAUGAAGCACGCCUUGCUUUUUGUUUCAGCAGUCUGUGAUUGCUCUAAUUUAUUGUACAAAAGUAAACCAACACAGUUACCAUCCUGUAAUCAGCUAAAGAUUGUUGUUGCUGUUGGUGCUUUGGUAUGUUGUACACCUUAUGUUUGUUCUGUCCUUAUCACCUGCCUCAGCAGAAGAUAAGAUAAACUUAUUUUCAUUCAGUCUGGAUUAUGUGAUAAUUUUGGUAAUAGCCUUGCAUGUCCAUUCUAUCUGGAUAAAAACAACUGCCUUUUAUCUUCCUGAAAGCUGCCAGUGUCUUGGACAUUCCUGAUCUUAUGCAAUGUUUAGGAAGUCAGAGUGAAGUUCAUUCGGAUCCUCAUUACUCUUCCUGGGGUCCACAGAGGUUUCUCCUGUGAGGUUUCUCUGAUAACUUUGUCCUAGUUUUUGCUGCCUUGCACCACAGUUCAUUGACAGUACGGUUGAAGAAUACCUUUAAUUAUUCAACUUGGCGUUGAUGCACAGGAAGAGACCUCUUCUAAUAUGUGGACAUAACAAAGUAAGGGAAAUCUCACGAUAAGCUACCGGGACUCCUCUCAUCACAUUUUACAGCAACUUUGUGAACCUGCUGAGACACAGGGAGGAGGAAAAUGACAGAGCAACACAAGAAAUGCAAAAGUGAAACACAACUAAAAGGUUAAGUGCACAGUGAUUGUUAAAUAGGCCUUCUGAUCAGUGUUACAUGACCUUUUUUCGUUGUUUUAUUAAGCUAAGUCAUGUGUACGUACUUGCUGGUCUUCUAUUUUUUUCUUGCUUUUCUGGCCUUACAGUACCACAAAAUCCUUACUGGAGAGCCAAAUGAUUUGGGAAAAGGCUUUUCAGUUAUCCAUAUUUUAAUAAGAAGUAAAGUGACUGUUAAAAAGGUGUCAUAAUAAGGCCCAUGUCAGUCAGCACAUAGCCACAGAACUGAAUGUCUCAGUCUGCUAUUAUUAUUUGAACUAUUAUUUUGCUGACAACUCGACACAAAAUCUGCCUCAACUCUGCUUUAUCUGUUACUGGAGACACCCUGAUCGCCUUUGACCUCAGCUGGCAGUUAUGUUAUGUUGAGGUGACACACUACACACCUUGGUGCUGAACUAUCAGGAGGAUGAGCUUCUGUAUGUAUCUGUAAUUGUAGUCACAACUUCCCUUUUGAGGCCAUCACACGUUCUAAUGCCCUAACUGUUCUCAAACAUAGUUUGCUAUGUGUACCACGCCCCGCUGUGAAUAUGUAGGGGUGUGACAAUGCCGUCCGUGUGUGAUUCAUGUAUGUGAAGAGACAACAAGCAGGGGUACACUACGUUGUACAUCAUUCCUUUCAUUCAAUUUAUGAAUUUUUAAUGCUUGUGUGAACACAGGUGUUUUACCGCAUCCUAUGAAUGUAUGUAAAUAUGCAGGAGUGUACAUCGCUGCAUCCAGGAAACACACAGAGACUAUUCUGAUACCAUAUCUUAAAACAAAUCAGUGGUUGUGAAGAUUUCUAGUGUCAACCCUAAAUGUGUACAUAACGUAAUGUUUCAGUACAUAUGAAUAUAUUAUAUAUAUAUUUUCUUUGUUCUAUCCAAGAUGCAUUUACAAAUAAAACUGAAAAGAAACAACCGUGUAAGCUAAGUUUCUCCAAGGAAAUGAAUGUGCCUGUGGUAAGUUGUUGAUCUACAGUAUAAAUACAUGGUGAUUGUCCUUUAUCUGCUGUAUCUACAUGGUGAAAUAAAGGACCUGACCUCA
Siniperca chuatsi (mandarin fish) is the source of this 3785-nucleotide messenger RNA. It is a transcript of the gene klf15, whose product is annotated as Kruppel-like factor 15. Gene Ontology annotation, biological process: regulation of transcription by RNA polymerase II. Lineage: Eukaryota; Metazoa; Chordata; Actinopteri; Centrarchiformes; Sinipercidae. The record is from RefSeq and is a predicted model, not a curated record. Bases 505 to 1905 code for a protein of 466 amino acids. The transcript has 3 exons. Gene Ontology annotation, molecular function: DNA-binding transcription factor activity, RNA polymerase II-specific; RNA polymerase II cis-regulatory region sequence-specific DNA binding.